This is a messenger RNA of Vanessa tameamea, 2613 nucleotides long. RefSeq names its product thor (gene Thor). The record is from RefSeq and is a predicted model, not a curated record. The coding region runs from base 95 to 442 and encodes 115 amino acids. Gene Ontology annotation, cellular component: cytoplasm. Gene Ontology annotation, molecular function: eukaryotic initiation factor 4E binding. Lineage: Eukaryota; Metazoa; Arthropoda; Insecta; Lepidoptera; Nymphalidae. The transcript has 2 exons. Gene Ontology annotation, biological process: negative regulation of translational initiation.
CACCGGCGUGCCUCGGCUCAGUUCUUGGCACUCCGAUCAGCAAGCUGUGUGUGAUUGUGAUUUAAUACUUUGAUAAAAGGGAAUAUAGUUAAAAAUGUCGGCGUCACCAAUUGCAAGGCAAGCGACGCACAGUCAAGCCAUACCUUCGAGGAGAGUCCUCAUUACAGACCCUGCCCAAAUGCCUGAUGUAUACUCUAGCACACCAGGAGGCACCAUUUACUCUACCACGCCUGGAGGCACUCGCAUAGUCUACGAAAGGUCUUUUAUGAUGUCACUACGACAGUCACCAAUAUCACAGACACCACCCAAGUGUUCUCUACCUGCUGCGCUUUUAAAGAACCCAUCGAGCGCGCAGCAAUCCCCUGCGACUCCUGCGCAGAAACCACGCUCGAAUUCCAUUUCAUUCGACGAAUCACAGGAGACGUUUAGUAUGGAUCUCUAAUUUGAAUAAGUUAGUACCAACAUAAUUCGUGUCUUCUGAAAUCCAUGAAAAGAAGAAAAAAUCAAAUCAAUCUCAUUGGAUAAUAUCCAUUAUAGAUUGGAUCACACCAAACGAAUAAGCGUAAACAGACUGAUUUGUUUGGUUAUUAUUUUUGUGUUUAUGUUCUACAUAUUGUGAAUAUGUACAUAAUAUGUACAUCGUAGCGGUCAUUGACGUUUCAGUUGUAAUAAUAUCAUACGAUGCUCUAGCGACUAGACAAAUGCCAAUGCCGAUAUCAAUUAUUCUUUUUAAUAUUCUUACGUAAGACUUAUUUAUCAAUCACAAGAUCUACGAUUAAAUUUAACAUAAGUUACCUUUGGUUAAUGUUUAUAUUAUUUAAAGGAACCAAAGUUAAGCAAAACUUAACAUAAGAUGUUUGACUGCCUUUUUAGUCCAGUAGUUUGUGGGGCUGCAUAUCAAGUGGCCCUGGGGCCGAGCAGUGGCUUCAAACAGUUACUGAUUUUUCUCAGUAUCAGCCCGCAGUUUUUCAUGCGACUGAAUUAGUUUUAGUAGUUAAGAUGGUAGGUCCAUUGGAGAAUAUGAAGUGCACCUGUGUCUGCGUAUAGACUUUGUAAAACUCAUUGAUCUCCACUUUAAGUAUUUGUUUUAAUGUAAUCUGGCAACAGAAAGUAUCUAAGACAAGUCUGCUGGAUAACUUUUAUUCGCUUGGUGUGUCAUAGACAUUAUUUUUUUAUCAAAGGCAUGAUUAUUUUAUUGUUUGGCCAAUAUAUUAUAUAAAAUUCUAGUCACAUACUAUGACGGGAUAUUUGAUUCAUUUUUAUUACUAUUAUUUGUGUAAUAGUAACUGUAUUAAGAUCGACAAUUUUGUUUUUUUUUUGGCUGUAGCAAGUAUUUAGUUUGGUAAUUAUUGUUGAAAAUAGGUUUUAUCUUACGCGUGACUGAAACGUUUGCGAUAGGAAUACAAUCCUUUGCCAAAAUAUAUUAAUAAAAAAAAAUUUACAAUUUUUAAUGGAAUGGCUGAUAAUUGCGUUGGUUAUUUAUAUUUAAAAAAAAAUCAAAGAUAAUGUCUAAAUAUAGAAUGUCACACGUAUUUUUUUUAAAAUCCUAAAUAUAAAUGGCAAAGGAAACAUGUAAAUACGACCUAGAUUUAAGUUGCGUAUAACGCACAAUUAAAAAGUAUUUGUCUGUAUUUUUAUGCAAGUGCCAUUGUACAAUAGAAGUUAAUUUUAAGAUAAUUUUCUUCUUUAAAUGGUGUUGCGAAAUGGGUAAUCUCAGUAUGGUUGAGAUACACGGUAAAUGAUAUGUAUAGGUCACAUUAUUCAUUAUUUAAUGUUUUAAUUAUGACAAUAAUUGAUGUACUAUAGUUACAGGUCGCUUAAACAAUGUGAUAAUAUUGAAGACAGAAAUAGCUUUGUCUCUUUCUCGCUUGAUGAACUAUCAAAUAGAUUUAACAAAGUUAUAAAGAGAGAAUGAUUGUUAAUAACGAUAGCGUUAAAACAAAACAACUGCAGUGCUAUUAUUUUAUAAAACUUCAAACUCCCGUCUAUUCUCCUGUUACCGUUCUGUUAACAAACACACCCAGAUUAUGGUAUGAAGUUAUGUAUGUAUCAGCAAAGACAAGGGGUUGUUACUUGAAUGUCAUAACUAGUUUAAAGCGAAAGGGUGCAUAUUUUAAACAAAAGGUCGUAUUCUCAGUAGUGAAUAUAAUAAAUUGUUCUAAAAUCUCACCACCGUUGGCUUAUGCGGCCAGUAACUUUAGAGAUAUUCCUAGUUUUUUAAAUGUUGUUUUUAAAAAUAUAAUUAUGUUAAUAAUCAGACUGUAACUCAAAGUUAUUCGACUUAUUGAUAUAUAUUGGUAAUGGUUCUAAUGUUGAAAUUAAAAUAAUACUAAGUUCGUGAUUAUUAUCCAGAUGUUGUACAAAGCAUUUACCAACAUUAAUUGAUAUUUCUUGUUUUUAAUCAGAGAUUAAGUAUGAGUAUAUUGUUACUAUUAAAUUGAAAGAUACAGAUAAAAAAUGUAUACUAAACAUUUUUAUUUUUUAUUUUAAGAAAUAAGUAACAUAAAGUUCUCAUAGACAAGUAAUAUUUUUAAUAAUCGAUUAUUAUGUAUUUUGAUAUUACAUUUUAUAAACUGCCAAUAAUUACAAUUAAAAAUAAAUGUUUAAGUAAUA